Messenger RNA from Branchiostoma belcheri (Belcher's lancelet), 546 nucleotides. Its product is annotated as decorin-like. Gene Ontology annotation, molecular function: protein binding. The record is from RefSeq and is a predicted model, not a curated record. Lineage: Eukaryota; Metazoa; Chordata; Leptocardii; Amphioxiformes; Branchiostomatidae. Gene Ontology annotation, cellular component: extracellular matrix. The transcript is spliced from 3 exons. The coding region runs from base 1 to 546 and encodes 181 amino acids.
AUGGGAAGAAAGCUGCGUCACUUGCUGAUUUUCCUUCUCAUCAUCCUGAAGGAACUCAACACGCCAGCAGCUGACUGCAGCUGUAAACCACGCUGCAGAUGCUCCGACCUGGGCCUCACCAGCAUCCCACAGAACCUCCCAACAUCCAUAUCUUUUUUAGAUUUGAAAGGCAAUCGUAUCACAAAUAUAAAAAUGCUUCAGUCUGGUACAUUUACAAAUCUACCCCGGCUAAAGGUUUUAACCCUCAGCGACAAUCAGAUAUCAACGAUCCAACUCGGCACAUUUACAAAUUUACCCCUGCUACAAGAGCUAGACCUGUCCAAAAAUCAGAUAACAAUGAUUCGACCUGACUUCUUUGAAAAUCUGCGCCAGCUCAAAAUAUUGUAUUUGUCCUCCAACCAGAUAACAAUGAUUCAACCCGGUACAUUUGCAAAUCUAAAUCAGCUCAAAAUGAUAGGGCUGUCCGUUAAUCAGCCCAGUGGGCAAAACAAACAACAUGAUAACAACACCAACUUUGGACCAAUCAUCGGUCAGAAUAAGCCCUAA